Acinonyx jubatus (cheetah) is the source of this 3005-nucleotide messenger RNA. RefSeq names its product DNA polymerase alpha 2, accessory subunit (gene POLA2). Gene Ontology annotation, molecular function: DNA binding. Lineage: Eukaryota; Metazoa; Chordata; Mammalia; Carnivora; Felidae. The record is from RefSeq and is a predicted model, not a curated record. Gene Ontology annotation, biological process: DNA replication; DNA replication initiation. Gene Ontology annotation, cellular component: alpha DNA polymerase:primase complex. Bases 976 to 2655 code for a protein of 559 amino acids. The transcript has 18 exons.
CGGGGACAGAGAAGGAAAGACCUGCCCUCCCGCUCCCGCGCGGGGCACAGGUCUGGGAGGCUGGCGGGCGUAUACACAACAGCGCCUGCGCACCAAGGCGCGAGACAAAAGGGUGACGAACUUUCGUCACCGAGCUUCGCCCAGCGGGCGGUGCCCGAAAUGCAGCAACCGCGGCUGGCACGGGGACGCGAUUUCGAUCCGGGGAGUCAAGGACACCGCGCGCCGGAGCCCAGCUUUCGCGCCUUACGAGAGGCAAGCGCGCGGCCGCCACAGGGUCAGCCGCCCGCGGGGCCCGGACGCGAGCGCGCGGGCAGGCGCGUUGGCGUUUGUGUGCACGCGCCCUCAGACGCGGGAGCGCGCGCGGCGCCUGGGAAGGUGAAGAAGGAAGCAGAGGGGAAGGGGUGGGGUUGAACCGGGCCUCGCGCAUGCGCGCUCCGCGCACACCAUUUGGCGGGUUUUCCUUGAUUGCUCGGUUUUGCUCCAGUCCUCGAGAUGCUCCGCCGUAGCUUUUAGGAAGCAGGACGUUCUCUCCAGAAGAGCGAGUUAACGAGAUUUCUGCUUCCUCCCUUCGGGUGUUUGGGGCUUCUCCCAAUUAAAAUAAGGCGCUCCUCCGUGACUGACGCCUGGGACCUUCUGACCGCCUGAGGGCUCGGGCUGUUUGGCCCCCUUCCGCCUCGGUCUCCCGAAGGGUGAAAGGAUCAGGGGAAGCUCGUCCUGCCCCUCGAUCUCCACGCCGCGGGUUCCUUAGACUCCGGUCCGAGCUCGGUGGGCCGGACCCCCGGCCGCCCCCUGGGUCACCAUGAGCGUGUCGGCCCAGCGCCUGGUGGAGGAGUUGCAGAUCUUUGACGUGGAUUGCGAUGAGGCUCUGGCUGAGAAAUGGGAAGGCUGCAAGCAAUGAACUGAGUUCUUACUCAUCCAGUUUUCCUUCCUACAGUGGUAGAGCUGUGCAUUCUGUAUGGACAGAAUGAAGAGAAAAUGGCCACUGAGCUUAUAGCCUUCUGCACCAGCAUAGGUAACGUUCGCCUGACCUCAGAGAUCCUGAGCUCUUUUGAGCAUGAGUGUCUGAGCAAAAGAUUGCCCAAAGCCUCGCACAGAGCCUCCGGGGAUGGUGGGCACGCAGGAGCUAGAGACAUUGUUUCCAUACAAGAACUAAUUGAAGUGGAGGAAGAAGAAGAGACCCUCUUGAACUCUUACACCACACCCUCUAAGGGUUCUCAGAAGCGAGCUAUCACCACCCCAGAAACCCCCCUAACCAAAAGAACUGUGUCUACUCGGAGCCCCCAUCAGCUUCUCUCGCCGUCGAGUUUCUCUCCAAGUGCUGCUCCCUCUCAGAAGUACAACGCGAGAAGUAACCGUGGAGAAGUGGUUACCUCCUUUGGCUCAGCACAGGGAGGGUCUUGGUCUGGAAGAGGAGGGGCUGGCAAUAUCAGCCUGAAGGUCUUGGGGUGUCCAGAGGCACUAACCGGGAGCUACAAAUCAAUGUUUCAGAAGCUUCCAGAUAUUCGAGAAGUUCUGACCUGCAAGAUAGAAGAACUCGGCAGCGAACUUAAGGAACAUUACCAGAUUGAGGCUUUUACUUCCGUUCUGGUCCCAGCUCAAGAGCCUGUCACUCUGCUGGGCCAGAUUGGCUGUGAUACCAACGGGAAGCUGAACAGCAAAUCCGUGAUUCUUGAGGGAGACCGGGAACAUUCCUCAGGGGCUCAAAUUCCAGUGGAUUUAUCUGAGCUCAAAGAAUACUCUCUGUUUCCUGGACAGGUUGUCAUUCUGGAAGGAAUCAACACCACGGGUGGAAAACUUAUUGCCACCAAACUCUACGAGGGUGUGCCGCUUCCAUUUUAUCAGCCCCCCAAAGAGGAUGAAGAUUUUGAGCAAAACAUGGUCCUGGUGGCCUGCGGGCCAUACACGACCUCCGACAGCAUCACGUAUGACCCCCUGCUCGAUCUAAUUGCCAUCAUCAACCGCGACCGGCCAGAUGUCUGCAUCCUGUUGGGACCUUUCCUGGAUGCUAAGCAUGAGCAGGUUGAGAACUGUCUGCUGACAAGUCCAUUUGAAGAUGUCUUCAAGCAGUGUCUACGGACAAUUAUUGAAGGGACACGAAGCUCUGGCUCCCACCUCGUCUUUGUCCCAUCGCUGAGGGAUGUGCACCACGAGUCCGUGUACCCACAGCCACCCUUCAGCUACUCCGAUCCACCUCGAGAAGACAUCAAGCGAGUGCAGUUCGUGUCUGAGCCCUGCAGCCUCUCCGUGAACGGAGUGGUCUUCGGCCUGACGUCCACGGAUCUGCUGUUCCACAUGGGAGCCGAGGAGAUCAGUAGUUCUUCCGGAACUUCAGACAGACUCAGCCGAAUCCUCAAGCACAUCCUGACCCAGAGGAGCUACUACCCGCUCUACCCUCCCCAGGAAGACAUGGCCAUUGACUAUGAGAAUUUCUACACCUACGCCCAGCUGCCUGUCACCCCAGACGUCUUCAUUAUCCCAUCAGAGCUGAAAUACUUCGUGAAGGACGUCCUCGGCUGUGUCUGUGUGAACCCCGGGCGCCUCACCAAAGGGCAGGUGGGGGGCACCUUCGGCCGACUCCUCCUCAGGAGGCAGCGGGCUGAGGACGGGGAGGGGAGGCGGAGUCCGUGUGCGGCCGCCCAGGUGGUCAGGAUCUGAGGCCCCGGUGCUCCAUCAUCCCCCGUCAUGCGGCCUCGAGGACACGUGAGCCCAGGAGCGGCCGUCCCACAAGAGCCCAGGCGUGGAAAGGUAGAGGAAGCAGGCAGCGAGCUGGAGAAGAGGCUGCGGGGUCCAGGCCUGGCGGGCAAGGCCUCGUGCAGCUGGACCCUGACUCUGAGUUGAACUUCUUGGGAGGAAAGCUGCUGUUUCUUCAAGUACGCGCAGAGUCUAGAGAGAACCGGCCGUGGACGCGGCGUGCUCCGAAAACGCAAGAAGGCUUUUUGAUUUUUCUACUUGAUAUCAGACACGGAAACAACUUUUGGAGAAGUAAAAGUAAAUUCUGAGAAGAA